Opisthorchis viverrini is the source of this 840-nucleotide messenger RNA. RefSeq lists its product as hypothetical. The coding region runs from base 1 to 840 and encodes 279 amino acids. The transcript is spliced from 6 exons. Lineage: Eukaryota; Metazoa; Platyhelminthes; Trematoda; Opisthorchiida; Opisthorchiidae. The record is from RefSeq and is a predicted model, not a curated record.
AUGGCAAAAGUUCCUCUUAGCGACGGUGACUUCAAUAGACUCCUUUCACUCCUCGUCUCUGAGACAUCAGACAAAGAGAAAAAGUUUGAAAAAUUGUACUAUUCUCGGGGAUGUUUCAGUGGAAUUCAAGCGGCUGCCCUGCUGGCUUGUUUCAAAACGGCACCAGAAAGGGUUCGCGUGAUCAGAGCUUUAGAGAGAAGACUAUGCCGUAUGUGUUGCGCUGAAGCACGCGAAAUAUUGAACGUUAUUCAACUCACAAAUAACGACCGACUAACUGCCUUGAACUGCGUGAAACGCACUCUGGUGGAUCAUGAAACCACUGAAGGAAUAGAAUACAUAUUGAGCGCAUUUCCGUUUGAAACAGAUAAAAAGAAGGCACUUGAAAUUCUUGCAACGGUUAGUAUGCAUGCAACUCAGCAGCUGGCAAGCGGAGGGCAUCAACAUUAUGCUCCAUUUGGGGGACUCUACACGCAAUCUUUCCCAGGCCGAGAAUCACUCUAUGGUCCUUUGGAGGAUCAGCACAAAGUAAAACCUUCGCUACCUGUGACAGCUUGCACCAAACCGCCGCCAUCAGCAUUCGUCGCGGCUCCAUCCUACAUUUACAAUGGAGAUGAAGAUCGAUCCUGGUAUCCCGGUGGUGGUCGUCCACCGCUUCCGCCACCAGUUUCGGACACUGUCCUCACGGGUCCUCCAAAGAAAUUGGGCGAGGAGAGAGUAGACUAUGCAGCGACAAAGCCAAGCAUUAUUGGAGCCGAUCCCUGUCUUCCCAUAAACCAGGGUGGGCCGGUCCCAAUUGGAUUCCAAGCAAUUAAACCCUUAGAGCAGACUGAUUGUUGCUAA